Didymosphaeria variabile is the source of this 1050-nucleotide messenger RNA. RefSeq lists its product as uncharacterized. Lineage: Eukaryota; Fungi; Ascomycota; Dothideomycetes; Pleosporales; Didymosphaeriaceae. Gene Ontology annotation, molecular function: oxidoreductase activity, acting on NAD(P)H. The transcript has 2 exons. Bases 1 to 1050 code for a protein of 349 amino acids. The record is from RefSeq and is a predicted model, not a curated record.
AUGCCUACUAUGAAUGGUCUUGUGGGUGCCGAAUCGGGCGGCUAUCGCCUUGACCACGAACUCGACAUACCCACUCCACAGCGAGGCUCACUGCUCGUCCGUGUGCAUGCCGUCGCUAUGAACCCACGAGACGCAAAAAUUGUGGACUUUAACAAGUCACCCGGUUCAUUAGGCGGGUGUGACUUUGCCGGCACCGUGGCAAAGGUGGGAGAAGGAGUCACGAGAUUCAAAGAGGGCGACCGCGUCCUUGCCACCACGUUCGGCUCAGAUCCUUGGGACAAGACUGUCGGUGCUUUUGCUGAAUAUGCACUGGCAGAAGAAGACAUCAGCUGCCACGUUCCCAAAGAUUUCUCUUUUGAGCAGGCAUGCUCGAUUGGCCUUUCGCUGGCCACGGCCGGUUUGGCCCUCUUUGCCCACCCUGGCUUAGAGCUGCCUUUGCAAGCGGGCGCAGGUGGAACUGUGCUCAUCUGUGGAGGUGCCACAGCCACAGGCACAAUGGCAACGCAACUACUGAAAAUGGCCGGGUACACUCCUAUCGUCACCUGCUCGCCUGCCAACAACGCUCUGUGCGAAUCGUACGGCGCCGCAGCCUGUUUCGAUUAUCACUCCCCUAACUGCGGGGCUGACAUCCGCGUGCACACCGAAAACCGCCUCCGUUUCGUCCUCGACUGUGUCACCGACAGCACGAACAUGAAGAUGUGCUACGGUGCCAUUGGCUCCUCGGGUGGUAGCUACAUUGCGCUCGAGAACCUCACUACUACCGUCAAAUACACGCGUAGGGACGUGCGUGCAGAUUGGUUCCUCGCCGAUGCCAUCAUGGGCGACGGAGUUCAUAUGACAGGCACCUACGGGCGGCCUCCAUCACCCGAGCAUAGAGAGUUUGGCAAGCAAUUAUUUGCCCUUGCUGAGGGGUGGCUCAGUGACGGGAGAGUCAGGCACCACCCACUGGAUGUGCAGGAAGGCGGUUUGUCGAAGCUGCCGGAGUAUCUGGAGGAUAUGAAGCUUGGGAAAGUGCAUGCAAAGAAACUUGUAGUGCCAUUGAUGGGAUAG